AUGCAAAAUCAACGAGCUCAAGAAGUAGAAGUUGCCUUGAAAGAAACUCGUAUAGAUAUCAAAGAGAAUCUAAAAGACUAUACAUUUUAUUCUUCUAUUCCAGGUUCAAAUAUCAAAUCUCGAGAAGAAAUAUUAGCAUUUCGUGAAAAGAUGAAAUGUAUCACUACAAAAGGAAAAUGGGUAUUUGAUAAAACUCCAAGAGAAAUUCUUAAACAUAAACAAGAACCUCUUUACGGAAAAUGUGAUAAAUCUUCAAAUAAAAGGAAUUCCUCUAUUGAAGAGAUAUGGGAAAAUACUAGAAAUUCAGUAAAAUAUAUUUGGAAACCAUCACAUCAAUGCCCACUUCCUAAUUUCACUAGAGAAGAUUUUUGCUCACUAAUUAUUGGCCUAAAGUUUUUAUUAGUAGGUGAUGUAUUAUCAUUUCAACUCCAUGAACUAUUACUUGAUUAUUUUCAUGAUGGACCUGUUCAAUGUUAUGGUCAUAUAUCUUGUAAAGAACAUGUUUUAUGUCGACCUUCACCACAUUUGGAAGAUGCGUAUAAUUUAACUUCGAAAAUGAAGUACGUUCGUAAUGAUAUAUUGUCUAGUAAAAAAUUUAUACUUCUCCCGGGAGACCAUGAUUACGUGGAAUUAAGAAAUGUAGAAUUACCUUGGAUUUCUUUUUCUUAUCGUUAUAAUGUAAUCAUACUUAAUAAAGGUCAUCAUUAUCAGGAUGAUAAAACUUUUCGAUUAACUUUAAUAAAUGCAAUAAUAAAUAUUCGCAAAAAAAGGCCAGAUACUCUCAUCAUCUUUAAAUCUGCUACAUUAGGUCAUCAAAAUUGUAAUGAUCCUGAUCUUAAACCUUUAGAAACUAAUUAUAAUAUUAAUGAAUUGAAGAAUGUACCUUAUCAUUGGGAUGAAAUACAUAAACAAAACAUGAUCGCUAAAGAAAUUGUUGAAGCUGCUGGUGGUGUUUAUUGGAAUUUAGAAUAUAUUAUGGAAACUAGAGUUGAUGGUCACAUUGGCGGUCGUGAUUGUUUAAGAUGGUGUAUACCAGGUCCUAGUGAUAUUUGGUUAAAUUUAUUAUCGUAUAUUACUGCAUCCUACGUGCUAUUGAAUAAAUAUUGA
This is a messenger RNA of Funneliformis geosporum, 1107 nucleotides long. The record is from the annotation of a GenBank genome assembly. Lineage: Eukaryota; Fungi; Glomeromycota; Glomeromycetes; Glomerales; Glomeraceae.